Molecule: messenger RNA, 2743 nt
Organism: Labrus mixtus (cuckoo wrasse)
Lineage: Eukaryota; Metazoa; Chordata; Actinopteri; Labriformes; Labridae
Gene: flvcr1
Product: FLVCR choline and heme transporter 1
Exons: 10
Coding region: 576-2240 (554 amino acids)
Biological process (GO): mitochondrial transport; erythrocyte differentiation; transmembrane transport
Cellular component (GO): membrane; mitochondrion
Molecular function (GO): heme binding; heme transmembrane transporter activity
Source: RefSeq, a predicted model, not a curated record
CAUGCUAUUUCUACAAACUAAAACAAAAGGAUGACUACCAACAGAAAGUGGGACAGUAGGGAUGGGUUAUUUUGGUACCAUUCCCAACUUCUGACAGUACAAAGUGCGCACCAUAUGGCCCCAUACCGAACUGAACCGCGAGGUGGAAACGGGGCUUCACUUCCACAUUGGCCAGGGAUUACCAUUCACAGUCCCCUGCAGGCAGUCGUACUACAGGCUCUAUCUCUGCUACUAUUGGCUCAUCAGCAUCGGAAGGCAGUGUGUGCAGGCGUCAGUGUGGGCUGAACAAAAGACAGAGCGACACGGAGAGGAAGGGGAGAGGGACAGAGAGAUAGAUGGCAGCAUGCUGACGCCAGAGCGCAGAGGAAGACACCAAUAGUAGGGCAGAGUUAAAGUAGGUUAUUCUAAUGUUUAUGUCGUCUUAUUCUGGAUGUUACUAGUCCCUGACUGCACGCAUCGUAGCGUACCAACUGAAUGAGGAAGCCGCUCUUUUCAGCGCUUCCUCUCUUCCUGCCUCGCCCCUAAUAUUCAUCUGGCGGCUCAGUGAAAAAGAGACAAAGUAUCCCACGAGCAUCAUGGUUGCCGGCGAGCUCGUGCAGGAGCAUCUGCGCGCGGAUGCUGGCGCACCUGACGACAUCACGGUCAGCAGGAAGAACCUGGAGCUGGAGGGAGCAGCCGCGGAUCCGCCUUACGCAGCCGUGCCAUCCUACGAGGCGAACUACAACCAGCGGGGGGAAGAACGGGAGAGAGAGAAGGAGGUGCAGCCGGAUGAAAGAGAGGCUAUGCUGCCUAACGGAGGAGGAGGAGGAGGAGGAGAGGAGGCGGAAGAGAAAGAAGGGAAGAUGCUAGAGACGAGACUUUACCGGCGCCGGUUCGCUGUGCUGUUCGUUUUCAGCCUGUACUCCUCCGUGAACGCCUUCCAGUGGAUCCAGUACAGCAUCAUCACCAACGUGUUCAUGCAGUACUACGGCGUCUCCAGCGACAAGGUGGACUGGCUCUCCAUCGUCUACAUGCUCGCCUACGUGCCGCUCAUCUUCCCGGCCACCUGGCUGCUGGACCGAAAGGGUCUGCGGCUCACGGCCCUGCUGGGCGCCGGCCUCAACUGCGCCGGCGCGUGGCUCAAGUGCGCCAGCGUGAGCCCCGAGCUGUUCGGAGUCACCGUCACUGCGCAGGUCAUCUGCUCCGUGGCGCAGGUGUUCAUCCUCGGCCUGCCGUCCCGGGUCGCCUCGGUGUGGUUCGGACCCCGGGAGGUUUCUACUGCGUGCGCAACGGCCGUGCUCGGAAACCAGCUGGGAACGGCCAUAGGAUUCCUGCUGCCUCCAGUUUUGGUCCCCAAAACAGAUGAUGUUGAGUUGACGGGUCACAACAUCAGCGUCAUGUUUUAUGGAACAGCUGCUGUCUCUACGGUCCUCUUCAUUCUCACCAUCAUAGUCAUUACGGACCACCCUCCCCUCCCUCCUAGUCACGCCCAGGCUGUCCUUCCAGACUGCCCUCCAGAGGAUUACUCCUACAAACAGUCCAUCGUCAACCUUGUAAAAAAUAAAGCAUUUAUCCUCCUGCUUAUCAGCUACGGAAUAAUGACCGGGUCAUUCUACUCUGUCUCAACGCUUCUCAACCAGAUGAUCCUGGCCUGCUAUGAGAACCAGGAGUUGAAUGCUGGGAGAAUUGGUCUGACUCUGGUUGUCGCUGGAAUGGUCGGCUCCAUCCUCUGCGGCCUGUGGCUGGACCACACCAAGGCAUACAAGAUCACCACACUCAUCGUGUACAUCCUGUCGUUUCUGGGCAUGGUGGUCUUCACCUUCACUUUGAACCUCAACAACAUCUACCUGGUCUUCUUCACUGCUGGAGUCCUGGGGUUCUUCAUGACGGGUUACCUGCCUCUGGGCUUCGAGUUCGGGGUGGAGGUCACCUACCCAGAGUCUGAAGGAACGUCGUCUGGACUCCUCAAUGCUUUCGCUCAGAUCUUUGGGAUCAUUUUCACUCUGAUUCAGGGCAAACUGACCACACACAACGGCCCGCUGUCUGGGAAUCUCUUCCUGUGCGCCUGGAUCUUCCUGGGAAUCCUGCUCACUGCUUUAAUCAAGUCAGAACUGAAACGAAACAAUGUCAACAUGGAAGCAAACCGGAACCCCCUACUCGCUCUUCCGACUGAGUGUCCCGGGGAUUGCCCUUUAGAGCAGAAAACCAACGGAGUCAAGCUGGAACCCUCCGUCAGCUUCUCCCGUGAAACCUCGCUGUGAGCCUGCCACCUCACUGAAUCUUUGAAGACAUUAAAAACUUUAAAAACCUGCUCCCCCUGGGAGGCAUUCCAGGCACAGCUCUACAUGAACUACCUGAGGGUGCUAUUGGUUUUAAUGCAAAGUAUGAUGUCUGCUGGAGGCUUUGGAGGUGAGCAAAGUCUGAUGAAGCACAGCCACAAUCUGCAGUGGAUUCAAGCCAGCUGGGGGGGCAGCCAACAAGGCAGGAGAAUCAACACCAACCCCCCCCCCCCCCCCCCCCAGACUUUAAGGCUCCUUCAAGGCUCCUUCAAGGCUCCUCUGCAGGAGACGUAAGGUUGCUGACGCUCAAAGCACUUGCACAGAGUAAGAAAUACCUCCAGUGCACAAAACUUUAGGUUUUAUUCUGGAAAAGGUGGAUUGUUGAAAAUGUAUGCAAGCAGAAGAAGCUUCAACGCACUUUAUUGGAUCUGUAGGAAAAACCCUGGAACUCCUACUUUGGUUACUGUAUCAAAAUUUGACUUCUA